Messenger RNA from Rubroshorea leprosula, 1832 nucleotides. NCBI's taxonomy places the organism in Eukaryota, Viridiplantae, Streptophyta, Magnoliopsida, Malvales, Dipterocarpaceae. The record is from the annotation of a GenBank genome assembly.
GGAGGCAAAUUGAAGAAUCCAGCUCCGUUGAUGGUGAACCCGUAGAAUGGCUCCAACUCCAAAGCUGUGUCCUUCCUUCUUCCCUUUUCUCAUCCUUCUCUCCCUUUUCCUUCUAUUCCUAUAUUCCUCUCUCCUCCCUUUCGCCACCAACAAAGUCUCCACUUCAUCUUCAUCUCCACCUACUAAAAUCAUCGCAUCUUCCUCUUCCUGCAACCUCUUCAAAGGCCAGUGGAUUCUAGACCCCUCAAAACCCAAGCCAUUCUAUGAUGAAUCCUGCCCAUUUCACAGAAACGCCUGGAAUUGCCUCAGGAACAAGAGGGAUAACAUGGGGGUCAUCAAUUCUUGGAGAUGGGUGCCUAAAGAUUGUGACCUGGAACGGAUUGAUCCAUGGCGUUUCCUGGGACUAAUGAGGAAUAGGAAUGUUGGGUUCGUUGGCGAUUCGUUGAAUGAGAAUUUCUUGGUGUCUUUUUUGUGUAUUCUUAGAGUGGCUGAUGCUGGUGCCAAAAAGUGGAAGAAGAAGGGGGCUUGGAAGGGGGUUUAUUUUCCCAAGUACAAUGUCACAGUUGCUUAUCAUAGGGCUGUCUUGCUUGCUAAAUAUCAGUGGCAGCCAAAACAAUCUGUAAGUGCUGAUCAAAAUGGAUUGAAAGGAAUAAACAGAGUGGAUGUUGAUGUUCCUGCAGACGAAUGGGUCAGCAUCGCUGAUUUCUAUGACAUUCUCAUUUUUAACACUGGCCAUUGGUGGGGCUAUGAUAAAUUCCCGAAGGAGACACCUCUUAUCUUUUAUCGUGGUGGAAAACCAAUUAGUCCUCCCCUGGGAAUUUCUGAUGGGCUUAAAGUUGUUCUUGAAAGUAUGGUUCAGUACAUUCAAAAGGCAGUUCCUAGCAACACUCUCAAGUUCUGGCGUUUGCAAUCACCAAGGCAUUUUUAUGGUGGUGAUUGGAACCAAAAUGGCAGUUGCUUGUUUGAUAAGCCCCUUGAGGCUGCUGAGCUUGACUCCUGGUUUGAUCCCAGCAACAAUGGAGUGAAUAAAGAGGCGAGGCAACUCAACAAGAUGAUCACAGAAGCAUUGGAGGGCACAGAUAUUCAAUUGCUUGAUCUAACUCAUUUGAGUGAGUUCAGAGCUGAUGCCCAUCCAGCAAUUUGGCUGGGAAAAAAGGAUGCCGUGUCAAUCUGGGGCCAGGACUGCAUGCACUGGUGCCUACCUGGUGUUCCUGAUACAUGGGUGGAUAUACUAGCACAGCUGAUCCAUAAAAGUCUAGAGACAGGAUGAUGGAACUUCAUAUGAAUUUUUUAAGUUGAUCCAAUAAUCAUUUUGGAGAGUUCCACAAAAUUAAAGCUAGGGAGCAACCUCUUCAGAAGCAAAAGCUAUAUGAAGAUGCAGAAAUGUGACAUCAAAGAUUCAGAAAUUAUAUGAAUGCAAUGAGGGCCAAAUUUUUAUGUUUGUUGUCAUUGAGCUAUGAAAGAGGGUGUUGGAAUGUGAAGCAGGAUUCAAGUCAUGCUGCCACUCUUUUCUAUACAGAUUUGUAGGAAGAAACACUCUGUAUACGUUCAUUUAUUUCUUUAUACAUUAAUCUUUUGCCUCAGCAGUCAGCAUACUGAUAGCAUCUGGGUUAGUAACAGAUUAUACUGUAUUGCAAAAGCCUGCUGCCUUUACGUUAUUGUUUUGUGGAAAGGUCUAUCUGGUGUUUUGCUAAUAUCUCUACUUGGGCAGAUUUCUUUUACAGUUCUUGUUUUGAGGAAGUGAGCUCUGUACAAUUUUAUGUCAAAGUUUUCCUUUUUCAAAUCACGACAGUAUAACCAUAUUAUUUUCAAAUUAAAUAUGUAUGUAAUGU